AUGGCUUCCCAGAACCCUCCAGAGGACAGCGAGGUGUCGAAUCCCGUCAAACGAAUCCGCUGGGCGACCCAUCGCGUGCAGGGAGAACAGGGUAACAAGAAACGCGCGUCGGUCUUGGGCCGCUUGCACAAGCGCAUUGGUUCCGGAGGAAACGAGAAGCGGGACGAGGCCGAAGGUCACCCAGAGAGCAAGGAAGCUCCAGGCGCGCCGAGCGACGAGAACGCGACAGUAUCUGAUGCCAGCGACGACGGCGAUGGCGGCCGCGUCGUUUACUUCAACAUACCGCUGCCGCCCGAAGCCAGGGACGAAGAAGGCCAUCCGCGCGUCUCAUAUGUGAGGAACAAGAUUCGAACCGCCAAAUACACGCCUCUCUCCUUCAUUCCGAAGAACCUUUGGCUGCAAUUUCACAACAUCGCCAACAUUUAUUUUGCCUUCAUCAUCAUCCUCGGUGCCUUUUCUGUUUUCGGAGCCUCGAACCCCGCUCUCAAUGCCGCUCCCUUGAUUGUCAUUCUUGCCGUCACGGCUGUGAAGGACGCCAUCGAGGACUGGAGAAGAACCGUGCUUGACAACGUACUCAACAAUGCUCCGGUGCACAGGCUCGUCGACUACGAAAACGUCAACACUGCUGAAGAUCGCGUUGGACUUUGGCGGCAGUUCAAAAAGGCAAACACGAGGCUGCUGAAGACGAUUUGGAGCCUGUGGCAGCAGAGAAAAAACAAGGGUACCAGUGGCAAAGGCAAGACUUAUUCGGAACGGGCAACGGAUGAAUCGCGGCCAUCCAUCGAAACUCGACGAUCGUUUGCUUCCCAUCGCGAUUCCCACAUUUUCAGGAAGAGUGACGAUGGAACACCGCUUGGCGAGCCGAAUGCCAUCCAAAUGACCCCUGUACCAUCUCCCCUCCCAGGCCAAGGAAAUGGCGAUGCCCCCGGACAUGCUACUUUUGAGGGUAUCCACGCCGGACCGAAAUCGGAGAAGGUCAACCCCGAGCCAGCGUCGAAAUUUCAUGGAAGCAUUAUGAACCCGUUCCGAGACGCGCCCGGUAAGGCUCGGUUUAAGAAGGAUUACUGGAAAAAUGUCCAGGUUGGCGAUUUCGUGCGUUUGUACAAUGAAGAGGAAGUUCCAGCUGAUAUUGUGGUUCUUGCCACUUCGGAUCCGGACGGCGCGUGCUACGUUGAGACCAAGAAUUUGGAUGGCGAGACUAACCUCAAAGUCCGUCAUGCGCUCCAUGCCGGUCGGAAGGUCGUUCACGCCCGCCAAUGCGAAAAGGCCGAGUUCUCCAUCCAGAGCGAACCCCCGCACGCGAAUUUGUACUCGUACUCCGGUGUCCUCCAUUGGAACCAACACGAUCCCACGGACCCGCAAGCACCUGCGUCGGAAAUGGCCGAACCAAUCAGUGUCAACAACCUCUUGCUGCGUGGAUGCAGCAUUCGAAACACAGACUGGGUUCUCGGUGUCGUCAUGUUCACUGGUGAAGACACCAAGAUCAUGCUCAACUCCGGAAUCACUCCUAGCAAGCGUGCCAAGAUCUCCAAGGACCUGAACUGGAACGUCAUCUACAACUUUAUCAUUCUUUUCGUCAUGUGUUUGAUCGCCGGCAUAGUUCAGGGUGUGACUUGGUCUGAAGGCGGCAAUUCGCUGGACUACUUCGAGUUUGGCUCCUACGGCGGUAAACCUUCGAUCGACGGAUUCAUCACGUUUUGGGCAGCCGUCAUCCUCUUCCAGAACUUGGUGCCCAUUUCGCUCUACAUCACCCUCGAGAUCAUCAGGACGAUCCAGGCCUUUUACAUUUAUCUCGAUGUCAACAUGUACUACGAAAGACUCGACUACCCGUGCACCCCGAGGUCUUGGAACAUUUCGGACGAUGUCGGCCAAAUCGAAUACAUUUUCUCCGACAAGACCGGAACGCUGACGCAAAACGUCAUGGAGUUCAAGAAGUGCACCAUCAAUGGUGUACCAUAUGGCGAGGCUUACACGGAAGCACAGGCUGGACUGCAGAGACGACAAGGAAUCGAUGUCGAAGUGGAAGGUGCCCGGGCUCGUGCGCAGAUCGCACAGGACAAAGUGAGGAUGAUUGAGAUGCUGCGGAAACAGCAUGACAACCCCUAUCUCCGGGACGAGGAUAUCACCUUCAUUGCUCCGGAUUAUGUUGCCGAUCUGGGAGGCGAGUCUGGAGAAGAGCAGCGCCGCGCGAAUGAGCAAUUCAUGUUGGUGCUCGCUCUGUGCCAUACUGUCAUUACCGAAAGGACCCCCGGCGACCCACCGAAAAUCGAGUUCAAGGCUCAGUCGCCCGAUGAGGCUGCGCUUGUGUCGACGGCUCGUGAUGUUGGCUUCACGGUCCUGGGCAGAGUGGACGAUGGUUUGAUCGUUAACGUCAUGGGAGAAGACCGGAAGUUCCAGAUCCUCAACACUCUCGAGUUCAACUCCUCACGUAAGAGGAUGAGUGCCGUCAUGCGUCUGCCUGAUGGCAGAAUCAUGCUUUACUGCAAGGGUGCAGACAGCAUCAUCUACUCGCGUUUGAAGAAAGGUGAACAGGCUGAGCUGCGCCGGAGUACCGCAGAACAUCUCGAGAUGUUCGCUCGCGAGGGUCUGCGUACUCUUUGCAUUGCUGAAAAGGAGCUUACUGAGGAGGAAUACCGCGACUGGAACAUACGGCAUGAAGCAGCGGCAUCGUCCGUUGUUGAUCGUGAACAGAAGCUCGAAGAGGUCGCUGAUUCGAUCGAGCGCGAUCUCAUGCUUUUGGGAGGCACAGCCAUCGAGGACAGACUGCAAGACGGUGUACCGGAUGCCAUUGCUCUGCUCGGCAGAGCCGGCAUCAAGCUUUGGGUCCUUACCGGCGACAAGGUUGAAACCGCUAUCAACAUCGGCUUCUCCUGCAACCUUUUGGACAACGACAUGGAUCUGAUCGUGCUCAAGGUCGACGAGAGUAUAGAAGUGGCAGAAAAGGAACUGGACAAGCAUCUAGCGACAUUCGGCAUGACCGGCUCGGACGAGGAACUCAAGGCCGCCCAAACCAACCACGAGCCCCCGGAUCCGACUCAUGCAAUCAUCAUCGAUGGUGACUCGCUGAAGCUGGUGCUGGAUGAUAAGCUUAAACAAAAGUUCCUGCUUCUUUGCAAGCAGUGCAGAUCCGUUCUCUGCUGCCGUGUCAGCCCUGCCCAGAAAGCCUCGGUCGUCGAGAUGGUCAAGAAUGGGUUGGAUUGCCUUACCCUCUCUAUCGGCGACGGUGCCAACGAUGUGGCUAUGAUUCAGGAAGCUCACGUUGGUGUUGGUAUUGCUGGUGAGGAGGGCCGAGCAGCUGUCAUGUCGUCGGAUUACGCUAUUGGUCAAUUCCGCUUCCUGACUCGGUUGAUCCUGGUCCAUGGACGUUGGUCUUACCGCAGGCUAGCUGAGACCAUCGCCAACUUCUUCUACAAGAACUUGGUCUGGACUUUCGCUCUUUUCUGGUACCAGAUUUACGACAACUUCGACUGCGCCUACAUCUUCGACUACACUUACAUCAUCAUGUACAACUUGGCCUUCACGUCUCUGCCCGUUAUCCUGAUGGGUAUCCUCGACCAGGACGUAGACGACAAGGUUUCUCUUGCUGUCCCCCAGCUCUACCGCCGUGGCAUUGAGCGCAAGGAGUGGACACAGACAAAGUUCUGGGGAUACAUGGUCGAUGGUUUGUACCAAUCAGUCAUCGUCUUCUACAUGGCCUAUCUCCUCUUCAUCCCGGCCAACUUCCAGAGUUCAAACGGUCUUGACGUUGCCGACAACAAGCGCAUGGGUAUCUACAUUGCCAGCGCGGCAGUCAUCAUUGCCAACGUCUACAUGCUCAUGAACACGUAUCGCUGGGACUGGUUGACGUUGCUUAUUGUGGCAAUCAGUAUUCUGCUGAUCUGGGCUUGGACCGGUAUUUACACCGCUUUUGAUGCUGGCUUCACUUUCUACAAGGCGGCGCCGCAAGUCUACGGGCAGCUAAGUUUCUGGGCCUUAACGCUACUCGGGGUGGUCGUGUGUCUUCUACCCAGGUUCACGGUGAAGUCGAUCCAAAAGAUAUAUUAUCCUCUGGACGUUGACAUCAUCCGGGAGCAAGUCGUUCAGGGUAAGUUCGAUUACUUGAAGGAGAGCAACUCUCUCAUUCCUCCGCCGCCGCCUGUGGACGGGGAGAAAGUCAACUCAAUGUCUUCGUCGGACCUCUCCAAGCCGGUCAACAAGCCUGAGCGCAACACCAUGUCAUCGAUUCCGGACGAUGAACGGCCCAUUUACCCACCUUCGGUUGCACCGACCGCGACGACUCACAACCCAAGGAGUCAAAACGGCAGUGACAGCACCAACUUCACCGGUCCGCGGUCUUCUUGGCCGGAUCAACAACAAGGCCUGUCGCCUCACGACGUUACGGAAGACCGGUUAGGUGAAAUGCGCCCAUCUAUGGAUCGACCAAGAGUGUCAAUGGAUCCACCACGAGUUUCGGUGGAUCCACCACGACAAUCGAUGGAUGGCCGUCCACGAGCAUCAAUGGACCGUACCAGGCCAUCAUACGACAGAGCAAGAAUGUCGAUGGACAGGAUACGGCAGAGUUUCGAGGCAAGCAACGAUUUCACCUCAGCAGCACGGCUCAGCAGGUUAGAAAGCAGCCACUCGGGACCAUACACGAUGGAUCCAGAUUCGAAGAUAGGCAUGGCGCAGUGA
Diplodia corticola is the source of this 4671-nucleotide messenger RNA. RefSeq names its product phospholipid-translocating p-type atpase domain-containing protein. The transcript has 4 exons. Gene Ontology annotation, biological process: phospholipid translocation. Gene Ontology annotation, molecular function: ATP hydrolysis activity; ATPase-coupled intramembrane lipid carrier activity; ATP binding. The record is from RefSeq and is a predicted model, not a curated record. NCBI's taxonomy places the organism in Eukaryota, Fungi, Ascomycota, Dothideomycetes, Botryosphaeriales, Botryosphaeriaceae. Gene Ontology annotation, cellular component: plasma membrane. Bases 1 to 4671 code for a protein of 1556 amino acids.